CCCUUAUCUCUAUUAAUAACAUCGAUUUACACAACAACAGUUUCAGCAUUCCGUGUACUUCGCUUCCCCUUAAUUCCCAACCUUACAUUAUUAACUUCACCAACUCAUCUCCCUCUACCAAACAAAACGACACAACAAAACCCUCUCUCUAAAACCCUCUCUCUGUCUCCCUUCCUUCUCAUCUUCACCACCACCAAUGGCGUCGCCGCCGCCACCACCUUCUCUCCUCCUCCUCUUCCUCACCCUCGUCGCCGCCACGGCUUCCUCCCUCACCUGCACCACCCAAAAGCUCACGGACUCCAAGAACAACCUCUACUCCAACUGCCUGGACCUGCCCGCGCUCGAUUCCUUCCUCCACUGGACUCACGACCCCACCAACGCCUCCCUCUCGGUGGCCUUCGCGGCGGCGCCGCCCAACUCCGGCGGCUGGGUGUCCUGGGGGAUCAACCCCACCGCUAUCGGCAUGCAGGGGGCGCAGGUGCUGGCCGCGUACAAAGCCGACAACGGCGCCGUCACCGUGAAAACCCUCGACCUUAAAUCCUACACCGCCAUUGUUCCGGGGAAGCUGUCGUUCGACGUGUGGGACGUGAGGGGGGAGGAGGUUAGGGGUGUGAUUAGGAUUUUCGCGACGGUUAAGGUUCCGGAGAAGGUGGAGAGUGUGAACCACGUGUGGCAGGUGGGGCCCUCUGUCACGGCGGGGAGGAUUGACAGGCAUGACUUUGGUCCCUCCAAUAUGAAUUCGAAGGGCGUUCUUAGCUUCAACGGGGCGCAAGUUGGUGGUGGUGCCGUCGACCCCAUUACCAUUAAGAAAAAUAUUCAUGGAAUUCUAAAUGCUGUGAGUUGGGGCGUUCUGUUUCCCCUUGGAGUGAUCAUAGCAAGGUAUAUGAGAACUUUCCCAUCUGCAGAUCCAGCUUGGUUCUAUCUUCAUGUUGGUUGCCAGGUAUCUGCUUACGCCAUUGGGGUUGCUGGCUGGGGAACUGGCAUGAAACUUGGAAGCGAAUCAGUGGGGAUUCAAUAUAGAAGUCAUCGCUAUAUUGGAAUUGCCCUCUUUUGUUUUGCAACACUACAGAUUUUUGCAUUGUUCCUGAGGCCAGUGAAGGAUCACAAGUAUAGGUACAUCUGGAACAUAUAUCACCACAGCGUCGGAUACAGCAUAGUUAUCCUGGGAAUCAUCAACAUCUUCAGGGGCUUUAGCAUCUUGCAUCCUGAUCAGAAAUGGAAAUCAACUUACACUGCAGUUCUUAUUGCACUUGGUGCAGUUGCCUUGUUCUUGGAAGUGAUCACAUGGAUUGUUGUGUUGAAGAGAAAGUCUUACAAGUCCACCAAAACCUAUGAUGGAUACAACAAUGGACAAUCUAGGGAAGAGCCCCUUAACAUAUAAAAAUAGAGUGAACAAAUUUGGCUUGGAUGUGUUUUACUUCUUCCCCUCCCUCUUUCCCGUCCCCUUCUUUUACCUUUUUUUCUUCUAUUUAUGACAUAUCUUUGUAUAAUGCUUGCGUAUAUAAUAUAGAUUUUUCAUUCUGUCUUUAAAUAGGUUGAAGAAAACUUUUACCAUUGAAAACUUAUUCACAAGAGGAUUGAAUUAUGUUCUC
Molecule: messenger RNA, 1592 nt
Organism: Glycine soja
Lineage: Eukaryota; Viridiplantae; Streptophyta; Magnoliopsida; Fabales; Fabaceae
Product: cytochrome b561 and DOMON domain-containing protein At4g12980-like
Exons: 3
Coding region: 197-1381 (394 amino acids)
Source: RefSeq, a predicted model, not a curated record